This is a messenger RNA of Phytophthora sojae, 1245 nucleotides long. RefSeq lists its product as hypothetical. Gene Ontology annotation, biological process: proteolysis. NCBI's taxonomy places the organism in Eukaryota, Oomycota, Peronosporomycetes, Peronosporales, Peronosporaceae. The transcript is spliced from 5 exons. The record is from RefSeq and is a predicted model, not a curated record. Gene Ontology annotation, molecular function: aspartic-type endopeptidase activity. The coding region runs from base 1 to 1245 and encodes 414 amino acids.
AUGAAGAUGUUGGUUUACGGGGCUGAUGAUGCAGGCAACAAGAUUACGGGGCAAACUGAGGUGAAUGGCUGUGGGUUCCCUGCUCCACUGGACACGUCGCGUCAUUGGUGCUGGGGCAAGAGGCGUUUAUUGAUCAAGAAACAAGCUACCGAAGUUUGCCACGCAGUGGAAACGAAGACGAUGAACGGGCGCUACGCGUUGGACGCCGAGGGUGACCCAAUCUACGAGUUCAUCGCGGCCCCCAGGCUGAAGAGCUGCGAUCCACCGGCCCUGGUGAAGUGGAGCCGCGACAGAUCCCACUACGAGUCGCAGAUGCGCGCGCGUUGCGCGGUCACGGCUGAGACGUACGAGAAUAUGCUGGAGACUAUGGCCACGUACAUCCUGGGCAAGCCUUCCGGGGAAGUGACGGAUGAGGACCUGCGUGGUCUAAUCCAGGCGCGAUGUGAGACGAUGGACGGAGGGAACAUCCCUGACCUGCGCGCCCUAUUUCGAGAGACCCUGGUGAUGGAUAUGAAGAUCGACGAUGCAGAGGCUCGUGUUCUGACAUACUUCCAGGACUUCAACAAGCUGGUGCAGGAGAAUCGACUGCAAAGCUGGAUCGGACGCGGCGACUCCACCGAUGCAUCAUCGUUCAAGACCCGCAUGAACACUCGGUGCACCCUACUGGUCGAAAAUGUGCAGCCAGUGAUGCUGCGGACGCAAAUCCAGCGUCUGGUGGAAUUUGAGGCUCGAGCGUGCCGGAGUGAUGACCGUGCUCUCUACAAGCUGAUCACACAUGAGAUGAAGGUGCAGCGCGACGGCUCCAAGCGCGCGACCCCGACGGUGAAGGAGAAGAAGGAAACACCGAAGAAGUCGCCAGGACGCACGGCUGAUCAUCCCCGGAAGGCGGCGCCGUCUGCACCACGCAAUGGGUGUUUGAGCUGUAAAGGACCGCAUUGGGUCAAGGAUUGCCCGAAUCUGACGGAGGCGCAGCGCAAGAAUGUGCUGGACCGCUUGCAAGAGAAGAGGAGCAAGCAAGCUGAUGGUGGUGGCACCCGUGCGCUACAUGUCGGCCUCGGAGCAGAUAAUGAGGGGGAAACGCAGGUGCAGCUAAAUGGCCUAAUCACGGUGCCACUCAUGGCCGACAGUGGCUCGGACUGGACGAUCGUACCGUCGGCCGUGCUGGAGGAACUCCAGGCACUGCAACUGGACUUACACGCGAAGGAUCUGUCUGGCGGAUGGCACCAAGGUGGAAUGUGUGACUAG